Molecule: messenger RNA, 615 nt
Organism: Monosiga brevicollis MX1
Lineage: Eukaryota; Choanoflagellata; Craspedida; Salpingoecidae
Exons: 4
Molecular function (GO): RNA binding
Source: RefSeq, a predicted model, not a curated record
AAACUCUUCAUCGGUGGUUUGAGUCCGGAAACGACACAUGAUCGACUUCUCGAUUACUUUCAAGUCUUUGGCGAUGUGGUCGACUGCGUCGUCAUGACUGACCCCGCCACGGGGCGCACCAGGGGCUUUGGCUUUGUGACUUAUCGGGACGGUCGCUGUUGUGACUCGGUGCUUGCUCAUCGCCCACACGUCGUGGACGGCCGUGAGGUGGAUCCCAAACGCGCCGUGCCCCGGCAAGAGAUGGAAUCAUCACCCCGCUCGUCUUCUGCCACCCGAGCCAAGCCACGCAGCGCAUCGUUCACCCACCAUGUUCGUAAGGUGUUUGUGGGUGGUUUGCCCCCCACCGCCACCAACGAAAUGCUUCAUCGCUACUUCUCCCACUUUGGCGGUGUUGAGGAAGCCGUCAUCAUCCACGACAAGCAGACCCGCACCCCCCGCGGGUUUGGUUUUGUGACCUUUGAAGACCCCAUCAUUGCGGACAAGGUUGUCUCCGUGCAUUACCAUGAAUUCUACGGCAAAAUGGUCGAAGUGAAAAGGGCCGAGCCCAAAGCCGACGCCUCUAAAUCCCCCAAUCGCCACCGACAGGGUAUUGGCCAACGCUUCUCUUGCCUUUAA